ACUGCUUCAGUGGCGUGCCACCUCCGCCCCGCCUCCUCUCCUCCUCCUUACCCGCGGAUGGAGUUGUAUCCCGGCGAGCGGCGUCCCAACACGUCUUCGUAUCCGCUGCCAGCUGCCGUUGCAGCGGGAGGGAGAUGGGCAAGAAGGAGAGCAUGCUGAAGGAUGAUGCCAGAUGGAAACUGAAGAGGAGCUGCGAAUAACCCUCGGAGAAGGAUGGCCGAAGGGGGAGAGGGAGAGGAGGAGAUCCAGUUCCUGCGAACGGAUGACCAGGUUGUUCUGCAGUGCACUGCCUCCAUCCUGAAGGAGCAGCAGAUUAAGCUCUGUCUGUCCUGCGAGGGCUUCGGGAACCGUCUCUGCUUCCUGGAAACCACAUCCAACGCUCAGAAUGUGCCCCCGGACCUGGCCAUAUGCAGCUUUGUUCUGGUGCAGUCCCUGUCGGUCCGCGCUCUACAGGAGAUGCUGGCCAACACGGUGGAGAUGACUGAGUCGUCCCAAGGUGGGGGUCAUCGCACCUUACUGUACGGUCACGCCAUCCUUCUGAGACACUACCACUCAAGCAUGUACCUGAGCUGUUUGACUACCUCUCGGUCGCUCACAGACAAGCUGGCCUUUGACGUGGGCUUACAAGAAGACGCCACUGGUGAAGCAUGUUGGUGGACCAUCCAUCCAGCCUCCAAGCAAAGGUCAGAAGGUGAAAAGGUCAGGGUGGGUGAUGACCUCAUCCUGGUCAGCGUGUCCUCUGAGAGAUACCUGCACCUGUCCUACGCCAGUGGGGAUCUGAUGGUGGAUGCCUCCUUCAUGCAGACUCUGUGGAACAUGAAUCCAAUCACUUCAGGAUGCGAACUCGCUGAGGGGUUUCUGACAGGAGGCCACGUUCUCAGGCUGUUCCACGGCCACAUGGACGAGUGUCUGGCCAUCGCUGCUCCAGAGGAAGGAGAGGACAAGCGCAGGAUGGCUCACUAUGAAGGCGGUGCUGUGUGCAGUCAGGCUCGUUCACUGUGGAGGUUGGAGCCUCUCAGAAUCAGCUGGAGCGGUAGCCACAUGAAGUGGGGUCAGUCUUUCCGUAUCCGUCACAUCACAACAGGCCGGUACCUGUGUCUGGAUGAGGAUAAGGGUCUGUUGGUGGUCGACCCAGAGAGGGCCAACACCAAACUCUCCGCUUUCUGCUUCCGUGCUACAAAGGAGAAGGUGGAGGUGGCUCAGAAGCGCGAUGUUGAGGGGAUGGGCAUUCCAGAGAUCAAAUACGGAGAGUCCAUGUGCUUUGUCACGCAUGUGUCCACAGGCCUGUGGCUCACAUAUGCCGCCCUGGAUGCCAAAGCGGCUCGUUUGGGGAUGAUGAAGAGAAAGGUCAUUCUGCACCAGGAGGGCCACAUGGACGAUGCCCUCACUGUGUCCCGCUCCCAAAAUGAAGAGUCUCAGGCUGCUCGAAUGAUUUUCAGCACUAUGGGCCUCUUCAGGCAGUUCAACAAGGGCUUGGACGCCCUGAAUGGGAAGAACAAGUCACCAGGGGCUGUGUCUCUUCCUCUGGAGGGGGUCAUCCUCUCUCUUCAGGAUCUCAUCUUCUACUUUCAUCCUCCCGAGGAGGAACUGGAGCACGAGGAGAAGCAGACCAAACUUCGCUCCCUCCGCAACCGGCAGAACCUCUUCCAAGAGGAGGGGAUGAUCACCAUCGUGCUGGAGUGCAUCGACCGCCUCAACGUCUAUAACACUGCUGCCCACUUCUCUGAAUUUGCCGGGGAGGAAGCCGCAGAGUCCUGGAAGGAGAUUGUCAACCUUCUUUACGAGCUGCUGGCUUCUCUAAUCAGGGGGAACCGCUCCAAUUGUGCGUUGUUCUGUGACAACCUGGACUGGCUGGUCAGCAAGCUGGACCGCCUGGAGGCCUCCUCAGGUAUUCUUGAGGUGCUGUACUGUGUGCUAAUUGAAAGCCCUGAGGUUCUGAACAUCAUCCAGGAGAACCACAUCAAAUCCAUCAUCUCUCUCCUCGACAAGCAUGGAAGGAACCACAAGGUCCUGGAUGUCCUGCGCUCUCUUUGUGUGUGUAAUGGUGUCGCUGUGAGGUCCAACCAGAACCUCAUCACUGAAAACCUGCUUCCGGGUCGUGACCUCUUGCUGCAGACCAACAUUGUAAACUAUGUCACCAGUUUGAGACCCAACAUCUUCCUGGGUACAUGUGAGGGUUCCACGCAGUAUAAGAAAUGGUACUUUGAGAUGAUGGUAGACUACGUGGAACCCUUCGUGACGGCACAGGCCAGCCACCUGCGUGUGGGCUGGGCUAUGACCGAGGGCUACAGCCCCUACCCUGGAGGAGGAGAAGGCUGGGGAGGCAACGGUGUGGGAGAUGACCUCUACUCCUAUGGCUACGAUGGACUGGAUCUCUGGUCAGGCACCGUACCCCGCCAGGUGGCUUCACCCAGUGCACACGCCCUGGCUGCAGACGACGUCGUCAGCUGCUGCCUGGACCUGAGUGUGCCCAGCAUCUCCUUCCGUAUUAACGGCCACCCGGUUCAGGGCAUGUUUGAAAACUUCAAUGUGGACGGCCUCUUUUUCCCUGUCAUCAGCUUCUCUGCUGGAGUCAAGGUUCGGUUCCUCCUUGGCGGUCGUCAUGGCGACUUCAAGUUCAUGCCCCCGCCUGGCUACGCCCCAUGCUACGAGGCCCUGCUGCCCAGAGAUAGGAUGCGUAUUGAACCCAUCAAGGAGUACAAGCAUGACUUCCACGGCGUGCGCAACCUGCUGGGUCCCACGCUGUCCCUCACCCACACCUCGUUCACCCCCUGCCCCGUGGACACUGUUCAGAUUGUGUUGCCACCCCACUUGGAGCGCAUUCGAGAGAAGCUGGCAGAGAAUAUUCAUGAGCUCUGGGCUGUCACCCGCAUUGAACAGGGCUGGACCUACGGGAGCUUCAGAGAUGAUAAUAAGAAACUCCAUCCUUGUCUGGUGGACUUCCAGAGUCUCCCUGAACCAGAGAGGAACUACAACCUGCAGAUGUCUGGCGAGACUCUCAAGACUCUCCUGGCUCUGGGUUGCCACGUCGGUAUGGGUGACGAGAAAGCAGAGGAGAAUCUCAAGAAGAUCAAGCUGCCCAAGACCUAUGUGAUGAGCAAUGCAUACAAGCCUGCCCCCCUUGACCUCAACCAUGUCAAACUGACACCAAACCAGAACCAGCUUGUAGAAAAACUGGCAGAAAAUGGACAUAACGUUUGGGCAAGGGACCGGGUACGACAAGGAUGGACCUACAGUAUUGUUCAGGACAUCAUGAAUAAGCGAAACCCUCGUCUGGUACCUUACAACCUGCUGGACGAGAAAACUAAGAAAACCAACCGAGACAGCGUCAACAACGCCGUCCGCACCCUCAUCGGCUACGGCUACAACAUCGAGCCUCCGGAUCAGGAGAGCAGUAAGUCGAAAUUUAUUUAUUUAAUCCUGAAUCUCAUUGACAUCUCAAACAACACCCGCGGAGACAAGGUGCGGAUCUUCAGGGCGGAGAGGUCGUACGCCAUCACCCAAGGGAAGUGGUACUUUGAGUUCGAGGCUGCGACCACAGGGGAGAUGCGAGUGGGCUGGGCACGACCUAGUGUCCGCUCUGACACUGAACUGGGAGCAGAUGAACUGGCCUACGUCUUUAACGGCAACAAGGCUCAAAGAUGGCAUAUUGGCAAUGAUCCCUUUGGUCGCCAGUGGCUGUCUGGCGAUGUCGUCGGCUGUAUGAUUGACCUGACUGAGAUGAACAUCAUGUUCACACUCAACGGAGAAAUGCUGAUCAGUGACUCGGGCUCGGACAUGGCGUUCAAAGAUAUCGAAAUUGGGGAAGGUUUUAUUCCGGUGUGUGCCCUGGGCCUGUCUCAGGUUGGAAGGAUUAAUCUUGGGCAGAACGUCAGCAGCCUGCGCUACUUUGCCAUCUGUGGCCUGCAGGAAGGAUUCGAGCCUUUUGCCAUCAACAUGAAGCGAGACACGACCAUGUGGUUCAGUAAAAGUUUGCCCCAGUUCGUGCCUUUACCCACCGAUCACAACCAUGUUGAGGUCUCCCGCGUGGACGGAACUGUGGACAGCGCCCCGUGCCUGAAGCUGACCCAUCGGACCUUUGGCUCGCAGAAUGCCAACACAGAUAUGAUGUUCCUCCGACUCAGCAUGCCUGUCCAGUUCCACGAGACCUUCAAGUUCCAGGCAGGCACGACCCCUCUCACCCGUGCCCUCACCAUACCCGAGGAGGAAGUGGUAGUGGUGGAGCCCGACUCCGAGUUUGAGGUUCUGAAGAAGUCGGCCAGCCGCAAAGAGCAGGACGAUGACAAGACGGAGCCGUCUGUAGCGAAGGAGCUCUCUGUGGAAAAUGAGAAGGACACAGUGUCAGAAAAGGGAAAGAAAAAAGGAUUCUUCUCCAAGGCCAAGAAGGUUGCCAUGACGCCUCUUGCCCCUCCUCCUGCUCCUCCGAUGGUGCCACGUUUGGUGGAAGAUGUGGUCCCUGACGACAGAGAUGACCCUGAGUUCAUCCUGAAUACCACCACUUAUUACUACUCAUUGAGGAUCUUUGCUGGGCAGGAGCCGUCCGGUGUUUGGGUUGGCUGGGUCACUCCUGACUACCACCAGUAUGAUCCGACCUUUGACCUCUCCAAAGUGCGCAGUGUCACCGUUACUGUGGGAGAUGACAGAGGCAACAUACAUGACAGUAUGAAGCACAGUAACUGUUACAUGGUGUGGGGCGGGGACCUGGUCAGCAAUCAUCAGACUCGCUUCAGCCAGGAGGACAUGGUAGUCGGCUGCUUGGUCGACCUGGCCACAGGCCUCAUGACCUUUACAGCCAACGGAAAAGAGAUUAACGCCUUCUACCAGGUGGAGCCCAACACCAAGCUGUUUCCUGCCGUCUUUGUUCAGCCCUCCAACCAGAACAUGGUGCAGCUGGAGCUGGGCAAACUCAAGAACAUUAUGCCCAUCUCGGCUGCAAUGUUCCACAGCGAGCGCAACAACCCGGUCCCCCAGUGCCCUCCCAGGCUGGAUGUCCAGAUGCUGACCCCGGUUAUCUGGAGUCGUAUGCCCAAUCACUUCCUCAACCCGGAGGUGGGCAAAGUGAGCGAGCGGUUGGGCUGGAUGGUGGAGUGCACUGAGCCUCUCAUCAUGAUGGCUUUGCACAUCCCGGAGGAGAACAGGUGUAUCGACAUCCUGGAGCUGUCGGAGCGUCAGGAUCUGAUGAAGUUCCACUACCACACCCUCAUGCUCUACUGCGCCGUGUGUGCUCUCGGCAACAACCGGGUGGCCCACGCCCUGUGCAGCCACGUGGAUGAGUCCCAGCUUUUCUACUCCACCGAGAACACGUACCUGCCCGGACCGCUCCGCAGCGGCUACUACGACCUGCUCAUCAGCAUUCACCUGGAGUCUGCCAAGCGGGCACGCCUGGGCACCAACCGGGAGUUUAUCGUCCCAAUGUCUGCUGAGACGCUCAGCAUUCACCUCUAUCCCGAUGCAAAAAAGGCCCACUCUCUCCCCGGCGUUGGCCUAACCACCUGCUUGCGGCCCAAGCUGCAUUUCUCCUCCAUCAACUUCGUUGGCACUGACCCUGACUUGUACACCAUCAGUCCCGUUUUCCCCCUACAGGAGCUGAAGACCAGGGCGAUUAGCAUGUUAACAGAGGCUGUGCUGGAUGGGAGCCAGGCCAUGAGGGAUCCAGUAGGAGGCAGCGUGGAGUUCCACUUUGUCCCAAUCCUGAAGCUGAUCAGUACACUACUCAUGAUGGGCAUCUUCAACGAUGAGGACACAAAGCACAUCCUCAAGAUGAUCGAUCCACAUGUUUUCAGUGGAAAGAAGGAGGAGGAGGAGGAGAAAGAAGAUGCUGAGCCUAAGGAUGAAAGAGAGGUGGAUGAGAAGGAGGAGGGAGAGACCAAAGGAGUAAAGGUGGAUGGAGAGAAGGCAGAGGAGGAGAAGGAGGCCGAGGCAGUGGAGGUAGAAGUGAAAGAUGAAGAGGAGGGUCUGGAGGAAGGAUUGCUUCAGAUGAAGCUACCAGAGUCCGUCAAACUGCAGAUGUGCACACUGCUGCAGUACUUCUGCGACUGCGAGCUGCGUCACAGAGUGGAGGGCAUCGUGGCCUAUUCCGACCAGUUUGUCAAUGAUAUUCAAAAGAACCAACGUGUGCGCUACAACCUGUUAAUGAGAGCCUUCACCAUGUCGGCUGCUGAGACUGCACGCAAGACCCGCGAGUUCCGUUCACCACCGCAGGACCAGGUUAUCUUGCUGACCAACUUCAAGCACAGUCCAGAGGAUGAGAACAGUCCAGUGCCCGAGGAGGUGCGGGACACUCUGGCAGAGUUUCACAAUGACCUCCUGCUUCACUGCGGUAUACAUAUCGAGGAGGAGGCGGAGGAGGAGGAGGUGGACACCUCGCUGAGGGGCAGACUCAUCAGUUUAGCUGAUAAGAUCAAGAGCUUGCGCAAGAAGAAGGAGGAGGAGGAGAAGCCGGAGGUCGAGGAGGAAGCAAAGCCCAGCAGCCUUCAGGAACUAAUCUCCCACACCAUGAUCCACUGGGCCCAGGAGUCGUUCAUUCAGAACCCUGAGCUGGUGCGCUUGAUGUUCAGCCUGCUCCACCGGCAGUACGACGGCCUCGGCGAGCUGAUCCGAGCGCUGCCCAAAGCCUACGCCAUCAACGCCGUGUCUGUCCAGGACACCAUGGACCUACUCGAGUGCUUGGGACAGAUCCGUUCACUGCUCAUCGUCCAGAUGGGCCCAGAGGAGGAGCGGCUCAUGAUCCAGAGCAUCGGGAACAUCAUGAACAACAAGGUGUUCUACCAACACCCCAAUCUGAUGAGAGCUCUUGGUAUGCACGAGACUGUCAUGGAAGUGAUGGUCAAUGUGCUGGGCGGAGGAGGAGACUCCAAGGAGAUUCGAUUCCCCCAAAUGGUGACCAACUGCUGCCGUUUCCUGUGCUACUUCUGUCGCAUCAGCCGACAGAACCAGCGCUCCAUGUUUGACCAUCUGAGCUACCUGCUGCAGAAUAGCGGCAUCGGCUUGGGCAUGCGUGGGUCCACACCUUUGGAUGUGGCUGCGGCUUCUUGCAUUGACAACAAUGAGCUGGCCUUGGCGCUACAAGAGCAGGACCUGGAAAUGGUGGUGACGUACCUGGCGGGCUGCGGCCUCCAGAUGUGUCCAAUGCUCCUCUCUAAGGGCUACCCUGACAUCGGCUGGAACCCCUGUGGAGGAGAGAGAUACCUGGACUUCCUCCGCUUUGCUGUCUUUGUUAACGGGGAGAGCGUGGAAGAGAACGCCAACGUAGUGGUGCGUCUGCUCAUCCGGCGGCCCGAGUGCUUCGGCCCGGCCCUGAGAGGAGAGGGCGGGAAUGGUCUGCUGGCUGCCAUGGAGGAGGCCAUCAAGAUCUCAGAGGAUCCAGCGAGGGAUGGACCCACAGUCAAGAAAGACAGGCGCUUCAUGUUCGGUGGCGAGGAACAGCAAGAGGAGAACCGUGUACAUCUGGGAAAUGCAAUCAUGUCCUUCUACUCGGCCCUCAUCGAUCUGCUGGGUCGCUGCGCCCCUGAGAUGCACCUGAUCCAAGCAGGUAAGGGUGAAGCUCUCAGGAUCAGGGCCAUCCUGAGGUCUCUGGUUCCCAUAGAGGAUCUGGUGGGAGUCAUCAGCCUAUCCGUCCAGAUUCCUGCAUACGGGAAAGAUGGGCAGAUCAUUGAGCCUAAGAUGUCCGCCAGUUUUGUGCCAGACCACAAGGCCUCCAUGGUGCUGUUCCUCGACAGAGUGUACGGCAUCGACAACCAGGACUUCUUGCUUCAUGUGCUAGAGGUCGGCUUCCUGCCUGACAUGAGAGCUGCAGCCUCUCUGGACACGGUGUCAUUUAGUACGACUGAAAUGGCCCUGGCGCUGAACCGCUACCUCUGUUCGGCUGUACUACCUCUCCUCACCAAGUGCGCCCCGUUGUUUGCUGGGACCGAACACCGGGCCAUCAUGAUCGACUCCAUGCUCCACACCAUCUACCGCCUGUCCCGCGGCCGAGCCCUCACCAAGGCUCAGAGGGACGUCAUCGAGGAGUGCCUCAUGUCACUCUGCAAGUUCCUUCGACCCUCCAUGCUGCAGCAUCUGCUGAGACGGCUGGUGUUUGAUGUGCCCAUCCUCAACGAAUAUGCAAAGAUGCCUCUCAAGCUGUUGACCAAUCACUACGAGCGUUGCUGGAAGUACUACUGCUUGCCUAAUGGAUGGGCUAAUUUCGGGGUGACCUCAGAGGAGGAGCUACAUCUGUCUCGUAAACUCUUUUGGGGAAUCUUGGAAUCUCUGGCGCACAAGAAAUACGACACAGAGCUCUUCAAGAUCGCCAUGCCGUGCCUCUGUGCUAUAGCAGGAGCCAUCCCGCCCGACUACGUGGAUGCCACCUACUCCUCUCACGUGGAGAAGAAGGCCUCUGUGGAUGCGGAAGGCAACUUUGACCCCAAACCAGUGGAGACCACCAACACCAUCAUCCCAGAGAGGCUGGAUGCCUUCAUCAACAAGUUUGCAGAGCACACUCAUGACAAAUGGGCCUUUGAGAAGAUUCAGAACAACUGGACCUACGGAGAGGUGUUGGAUGAGAACGCGAAGUCUCACCCAAUGCUGCGGCCCUACAAAACCUUCUCUGAAAAGGACAAGGAGAUUUAUCGGUGGCCUAUCAAAGAGUCCGUCAAAGCCAUGCUGGCCUGGGAGUGGACCUUGGAUAAAGCCAGGGACGGGGAGGUAGAAGUGGAGAAGAAGGCCGCCACACGCAAGAUCUCCCAAACUGCUCAGGCCACUUAUGAUCCCAGUCACGGCUACAACCCUCAGCCAAUAGAUAUCGCAGGAAUGGCCCUGUCCAGAGAGCUGCAGUCUAUGGCCGAGCAGCUGGCUGAGAACUACCACAACACCUGGGGCAGGAAGAAGAAGCUGGAGCUUCAGGCCAAAGGUGCUGGCACCCAUCCUCUGCUGGUGCCGUAUGACACCCUGACCGCCAAGGAGAAGGCCAGGGACAGGGAGAAGGCCCAGGACCUGCUCAAGUUCCUCCAGCUCAAUGGAUAUGCUGUGACAAGGGGACUGAAGGACAUGGAGCAGGACAUUUCCUCCAUUGAGAAGCGCUUCGCCUAUGGCUUCCUCCAGAAGCUUCUUAAAUGGAUGGACAUUGCCCAGGAGUUCAUUGCUCAUCUCGAGGCUGUGGUCAGCAGUGGAAGAGUGGAGAAGUCGCCACAUGAACAAGAGAUCAAAUUCUUUGCCAAGAUCCUCUUGCCGCUAGUCAAUCAAUACUUCAAGAACCACUGCCUGUACUUCCUCUCCACUCCCGCUAAAGUCUUGGGGAGUGGAGGGCAUUCCUCCAACAAGGAGAAGGAGAUGAUUGCAAGUAUCUUCUGUAAGUUGGCUGCUUUGGUGAGGCACAGAGUUUCUCUUUUUGGAACGGAUGCAGGCGCAGUGGUAAACUGUCUGCACAUCCUCUCACGCUCGCUGGAUGCCAGGACUGUUAUGAAAUCGGGCCCUGAGAUUGUGAAGGCCGUCCUGCGCCAGUUCUUUGAGAGUGCUGCCGAUGACAUUGAGAAGAUGGUCGAGAACCUGAAACUGGGCAAAGUGUCCAGUCGGAACCAGGUUAAGGGUGUGGCCCAGAACAUCAACUACACCACCAAUGCCCUGCUGCCAGUCCUCACCUCACUGUUCGACCACAUUGCCCAGCACCAGUUUGGGGACGACGUCAUGUUGGACGACCUGCAAAUAUCCUGCUACCGUUUGAUGUGCAGUAUCUACUCUCUGGGCACAGUGAAGACUCCACAUGUAGAUAAACAGCGACCGGCUCUUGGCGAGUGUCUGGCCCACUUAGCAGCGGCUAUGCCGGUGGCCUUCCUUGAGCCAUCACUGAAUGAGUUCAACAUGUUUUCUGUAUAUACCACCAAGACUCCCAGAGAGAGAACCAUUCUGGGUCUUCCCAACCAAGUAGAGGAGCUGUGCACGGACAUCCCAGAGCUGGAGGUCCUGAUGAAGGAGAUCCACAACCUGGCUGAGUCCGGGGCUCGCUACAAAGAAAUGCCCCACGUGAUUGAGAUCACCCUGCCCAUGUUGUGCAAUUACCUCCCCCGCUGGUGGGAGAGGGGCCUGGAGAACUUCCCCGAGCUGGAGGGCCAGCUGUGCACCUCCAUAACCUCCGAGCAGCUGAACCAGCUGCUGGGAAGCAUCAUGAAGAUUGUGGUUAACAACCUGGGCAUAGACGAGGCCUCCUGGAUGAAGAGGUUGGCAGUGUUCGCCCAGCCCAUUGUCAGCCGGGCUAAACCGGAGAUGCUUAAAUCCCACUUCAUCCCCACCAUGGAAAAGCUGAAGAAGCGCACAGGCAAAGUGGUGGCUGAGGAGGAUCAGCUGCGCAUGGAGGGCAAGAUAGAGGUGGACAGCGAAAACGGGACCAUCAGGGACGAGUUCGCUGUGCUGUGUCGGGACCUGUAUGCUCUCUACCCCUUGCUCAUCCGCUACGUGGACAAUAACAGGGCAAGGUGGUUGACCUGUCCAGACCCAGAUGCAGAGGAGCUUUUCAGGAUGGUGGGAGAGGUCUUCAUUUUCUGGUCCAAAUCUCACAACUUUAAGAGGGAGGAGCAGAACUUUGUGGUGAUGAAUGAGAUCAACAACAUGUCCUUCCUGACCGCUGACAGUAAGAGCAAGAUGAGCAAGGCCGGAGAUGGAGAGUCUGGAGGAUCAGAGCAGGAGCGUACCAAGAAGAAGCGGCGUGGGGAUCGCUACUCCGUGCAGACCUCCCUCAUCGUUGCAGCGUUAAAGAAGAUGCUUCCUAUCGGCCUCAACAUGUGCUCCCCUGCCGACCAGGAGCUCAUCAACCUCGCCAAGAUCAGAUACUCACUGAGAGACACAGAUGAAGAAGUGAGGGAGUUCUUGCACAACAAUCUGCAUCUGCAGGGCAAGGUGGAGGACCCCGCUAUGCGCUGGCAAAUGUCCCUGUAUAAGGAGUUAUCCGGAAAGGCUGAGGAUGCCGAGGAGCCUGAGAAGGUGGUAAAGAGGGUUCAAGAGGUGUCUGCUGUCCUUUACCACAUUGAGGUGACGGAGCAUCCCUUCAAGUCGAAGAAAAUGGUGUGGCACAAGCUGCUGUCCAAACAGCGCCGCAGGGCCGUGGUGGCCUGUUUCAGGAUGACGCCCCUGUACAACGUCCCCGCGCACAGGGCAACCAACAUGUUCUUAGACGCCUACAAACGCAACUGGCUAGAAACUGAAGGUUACUCAUUUGAGGACAAGAUGAUCGACGACUUGUCAAAAGCCAUGGAGGUAGAGGAGGAAGAGGAAGAGGAGACCGAGACCAAGCCUGACCCCCUUCAUCAGCUGAUUCUUCAUUUCAGCCGCACAGCUCUCACAGAGAAGAUGAAACUUGACGUUGACCAUCUCUAUAUGUCUUAUGCUGAUAUUAUGGCAAAGAGCUGCCAUAUGGGUGAGGAGGACGAAGGGGGAGAUCAGGAGGGGGAGGAGCCAGCCUUUGAGGACAAGGAGAUGGAGAAACAGAGGCUUCUGUACCAGCAGUCGCGCCUACACAACCGAGGGACUGCAGAGAUGGUGCUGCAGAUGAUCAGUGCCUGUAAAGGUGAACCUGGAGCCAUGGUUUCUUCCACACUCAAACUGGGAAUCUCCAUCCUCAAUGGAGGUAACUGUGAUGUGCAGCAGAGAAUGCUGGACUAUCUGAAGGAUAAAAAGGAUGUGGGAUUCUUCCUGAGCGUUCAGGCUCUGAUGCAGACCUGCAGCGUUUUGGAUUUGAAUGCCUUUGAGAGACAAAACAAGGCCGAGGGACUUGGGAUGGUUUCAGAGGAAGGCACGAAUGAGAAAGUGAUGGCGGACGAUGAAUUCACGUGUGACCUCUUACGUUUCCUGCAGCUUCUUUGUGAGGGCCACAAUAAUGAUUUCCAGAACUACUUGAGAACUCAGACAGGCAGCACCACGACCAUCAACAUCAUCAUCUGCACUGUGGACUACCUGCUGCGACUUCAGGAGUCGAUCAGUGACUUUUACUGGUACUACUCAGGAAAAGACAUUAUCGAUGAACCCGGGAAGAGGAAUUUCUCCAAAGCAAUGACGGUGGCCAAGCAGGUCUUCAACAGCUUGACUGAGUACAUCCAGGGUCCCUGUACUGGGAACCAGCAGUCUCUGGCCCACAGCAGGUUGUGGGACGCCGUCGUGGGCUUCCUGCACGUCUUCGCUCACAUGAUGAUGAAACUUGCUCAGGACUCCAGUCAAAUUGGACUGUUGAAGGAGCUGUUGGAUCUGCAGAAGGACAUGGUGGUGAUGCUUCUGUCUCUGCUUGAGGGCAACGUGGUGAACGGCACCAUCGCCCGGCAGAUGGUGGACAUGCUGGUGGAGUCCUCCAGCAACGUGGAGAUGAUCCUCAAGUUCUUCGACAUGUUCCUCAAGCUCAAGGACAUCGUCGCGUCCGACGCCUUCCGGGACUACGUGACCGACCCCCGAGGGCUCAUCUCCAAGAAGGACUUCUCCAAGGCCAUGGACAGCCAGAAGCAGUACUCUCCCUCAGAAAUCCAGUUCCUCCUCUCCUGCUCGGAGGCCGACGAGAACGAGAUGAUCAACUUUGAGGAAUUCGCCGAUCGUUUCCAAGAGCCGGCGAAAGACAUCGGCUUCAAUAUCGCCGUACUGCUCACAAACCUGUCGGAGCACGUGCCCCACGACACCCGCCUUCAGAACUUCCUGGGGCAGGCCGAGAGCGUGCUCAACUACUUCCGCCCUUACCUCGGCCGCAUUGAGAUCAUGGGAGCCAGCAGGAAGAUUGAGCGCAUCUACUUUGAAAUCAGCGAGGCGAACCGCAACCAGUGGGAAAUGCCGCAGGUCCGAGAGUCCAAGCGGCAGUUCAUCUUCGACGUGGUCAACGAAAUCGGGGAGAGCGAGAAGAUGGAGAUGUUUGUGAACUUCUGCGAGGACACUAUCUUUGAGAUGAACAUCGCCGCUUCGAUCUCUGAGCCCGAGGGAGACGGGGCAGAAGAGGAGGAUGACGAGGAGGAAGAGGAGAGCGGCGGAGAUCAGGUCGAGGCUCUGGAGGGCGAUGAGGAAAAUGGAGAAGAAGCAGCUCCAGUGUCCGCCUCGGCCUUUGCGGACUUCCUGAAGAGCGUGGGUGACUUCUUCAACAUGUUCACCUUCCGUAACCUGCGGCGUCGCUACCGCAAACUAAGAAAAAUGACCGUGAAGGAGAUGGUGAUCGGCCUGGCCACGUUUAUCUUCACGGUCGUGAUGGGUAUCCUGAUGUUCGUGUAUGGCAUAUGCAAGGGCUUCUUCACGCUCAUAUGGAAGGUGCUGUUCGGCGGAGGCUUAGUGGAGGGCGCCAAGAAGAUGACGGUGACGGAGAUCCUAGCCAGCAUGCCAGAUCCCACGCAGGACGAAGUUCACGGGGAUCUGCCACCUGAACCGGGGGCGCGAGAAAUACAAGACGCAGAUGGAGUGUCGGACCUCUUGGAUGCUGUGGGGGGAGAGGAGGAAGAGGAGGAUAGCGAGGAGCGAGGAGAAGGUGGACGCCUGCCCGGUUUCAAUGCUCCCGGAGGACUCGGAGACUUUGGCGAGACGACAGCAGAGGAGCCUCCGACUCCCGAGGGCACGCCGCUGCUGAAGAGGAAAUUGAUGGAAGCCGCGGUGGGAGAACCAGGAGAGGAACAGCAACCUGUUCAGCCUGAAGAAGAGGCUCCUCAGGAAACCGAGAAAGCAGACACCGAGAAUGGAGAGAAGGAGAAGGAAGAGAAGGCCAAGCCUGAACCCGAGGUAAAGGAGGAGGAGCCCGAGGUGAAAGAGGAAAAGACAGUGAAGACGAAGGCGAAGAAGGACAAGAAGGUGGCUGAGGAGGGCUUCGAGCUGUGGAAUGAGCUGGAGGUUCUGAGGAUUAAAUAUAUGAACUACCUUUCUCGCAACUUUUACAACCUUCGGUUCUUGGCCCUGUUUAUCGCCUUCGCUCUCAAUUUCAUCCUGCUCUUCUACAAGGUGUCUGAAAGUCCUCCAGGUGAGGAGGACCCGUCUGAGGGUUCUGGUCUGUUUGAGGGCUCUGGCCUGUUUGAAGGCUCCGGUGCCGAGGAGGAUGGGUCCGGAUUAGAUGACGUAGGAGGAGAAGAUGACGAAGAGGAGGGUACUUUGUACUACUUCCUGGAAGAGAGCACAGGCUACAUGGAGCCGGCUAUGGCUUUCUUUGGCUUCAUCCACACUAUUAUCUCCUUCCUCUGCAUCAUCGGCUACAACUGCCUCAAGGUCCCUCUGGUUAUCUUCAAGAGAGAGAAGGAGCUGGCCAGAAAGCUGGAGUUUGAUGGUGUCUACGUCACUGAGCAGCCUGAGGAAGACGACAUCAAGGGCCAGUGGGACCGACUGGUGCUCAACACUCCAUCUUUCCCAAACAAUUACUGGGACAAGUUUGUGAAAAGAAAGGUGCUGGAUAAAUAUGGUGACAUCUACGGCAGAGAGAGGAUCGCGGAGCUGCUCGGUAUGGACUUGGCUUCUCUGGACGUCAGUGCCAUGACUCAUGAAAAGAAGCCUGAACCCGACACCUCAAUGUUGAGCUGGGUCACGGCUAUUGACAUCAAGUACCAGAUCUGGAAGUUUGGUGUUAUUUUCACCGACAAUACCUUCCUCUACCUCGUCUGGUACAUGUUGAUGUCUCUGCUCGGACACUACAACAACUUCUUCUUCGCGGCUCAUCUUCUGGACAUCGCCAUGGGGGUCAAAACCCUGCGCACCAUUCUGUCCUCCGUCACCCACAACGGCAAACAGCUGAUGAUGACGGUGGGUUUGCUGGCCGUGGUGGUGUACCUGUACACCGUGGUGGCGUUUAACUUCUUCCGCAAGUUCUACAACAUGAGCGAGGACGAGGACGAGCCGGACAUGAAGUGUGACGACAUGAUGACGUGUUACCUGUUCCACAUGUACGUUGGCGUGCGCGCUGGUGGUGGCAUCGGAGAUGAAAUUGAGGACCCGGCCGGUGACGAAUACGAGCUCUACCGAGUGGUCUUUGACAUUACCUUCUUCUUCUUCGUCAUCGUCAUCCUGCUGGCUAUCAUCCAGGGUUUGAUCAUCGACGCCUUUGGAGAGCUGAGAGACCAGCAGGAGCAGGUCAGGGAGGACAUGGAGACAAAGUGCUUCAUCUGUGGAAUUGGAAGCGACUACUUUGACACGACGCCGCACGGCUUCGAGACGCACACCUUAGAAGAACAUAACUUAGCCAACUACAUGUUCUUCCUGAUGUAUCUCAUAAAUAAAGAUGAAACGGAACACACAGGGCAGGAGUCCUACGUGUGGAAGCUAUACCAGGAGCGAUGCUGGGACUUCUACCCGGCUGGAGACUGCUUCCGGAAGCAGUAUGAGGAUCAGCUCGGAUAACCUCCUGCACCCUUAACGCCUGAGGGAGGAGGAGAGGAGAGGAGGGAGGAGGGGAAGAUACCAAAUGUAGACUCUGAACACAUCUAUUUUCUUAGUUUCUCCUAACUUGAAGCUAUGCACACUUUGACUGCACUGCUGUACCACCUGCAGCACAAUGCCGAUGAGAGAGAAUGGAGUAGAGCAGAAGAAGAUUAUCAACAGGCAUAAAAAGACAGGGGCCUUUUUAUUGCGCUAUGAAAACACGACAUGGCCUUUUUGGUGUAAAAUAUAUAUAGACUGCCUUGCGUAUCAGUGCAUUUAUACAAAACGGGCUCUUUCAGUCGCUACUGCUGUAAACGUUUUAGUGCCUAUAGCAAUGUCACUGCUUUUUAGCUCAGAUUAGAGUGCAUAUGUUUUAUUCAUGUUUGUACUGUUGGGAGAUUUUAGUUUUAUUUUUUGUAUGUGGUUGCUGCCUUUCGAUAUUUCCUUUAUGGAGUUUCAAUGAGAGCGAGCGUUUUGAAACCGAAUAAUUCAGCUGCUCAAAGUCGUAUCUCAGAGAUCCUCGAGGGAGCAGCAAAGGUUUCAGGCCUUUUCUCGCUUCCUUUUCUUCUUUUCUCUCCCUCACGAAAGAAAACUAGUCUACAGACAAGCGAUCGUGACUGGAAACUCGCCGAGAUAAUAAAGUGUAUGUACGAUGCACGCCGGUGUGAAUCGGCUGUCUAGACAAACCCAUGUUGCACUCUGAAGUCUUACAAGGUGGUCCCCGGUCCGCUGGUCUCUGUGCCAUACAAGGUAAUGAUGAUGGACACACAUGCAGUAGAGGAGGAGGCCAAGGGUAUUUAUUUCUUGUUUAUAUGCAGAUCAGAUCUUCUGAAGACGACCGUUUUAGCCCGUCUGUAUUUCUGGCCAACAGUCUGUUUUAUGACACUUUAUGCACAAAUAAGAUUUUGUCUGUGCAUUGGAAUAACUAGUGAAUGUAUUUGAUGUGUACAUCUUGGCCACCGCGUCAUGUGUAUAACGGAGUAAGGUCUGGGCUGCUUAGAGGCCUUUUAUUGAAGAGACGUAUUUUACAUAAAUCAUAGAUGCAUAUAUUUAUUUUUCUUUAGGGAUUUGAGGAACUUGAGCAAUCGUUCUUCUCCGUCGGACUUGAACACGUUGCGUGUUGCUGAUUGUGCAAAGACCCGCUCUCACACUGAAGUUAAUGCCCAGUUUGCAGUCAGAAGAGCACAUUUUGGUUUUGCUAGUUAGGUUUUUACGAUAGAUCGCUUCUUUUCUCCAAGUCACGUGCGAUGCUUCCAUCUCAGGCGGCCCCGCCCCACUCAUUGUUUUACAGGCUACUCGCAUCGAAUGUCUCGACCCACUUUGUCAGAGGCAGAGCGAUUUGUUGUUUGCCGAUGACUCUGAGGUGUGUAGCUGCCGCUAUGGUCCACGCGGAGGCCGCUGACUGGAGAUGUCUA
Cyclopterus lumpus (lumpfish) is the source of this 16739-nucleotide messenger RNA. It is a transcript of the gene ryr1b, whose product is annotated as ryanodine receptor 1b (skeletal). Gene Ontology annotation, molecular function: ryanodine-sensitive calcium-release channel activity; protein binding. Lineage: Eukaryota; Metazoa; Chordata; Actinopteri; Perciformes; Cyclopteridae. Gene Ontology annotation, biological process: intracellular calcium ion homeostasis; calcium ion transmembrane transport. Bases 214 to 15303 code for a protein of 5029 amino acids. The record is from RefSeq and is a predicted model, not a curated record. The transcript has 107 exons. Gene Ontology annotation, cellular component: Z disc; smooth endoplasmic reticulum; calcium channel complex.